Molecule: messenger RNA, 1652 nt
Organism: Penicillium brasilianum
Lineage: Eukaryota; Fungi; Ascomycota; Eurotiomycetes; Eurotiales; Aspergillaceae
Source: the annotation of a GenBank genome assembly
CUAUCCCCCUCGUUCCUGCCAAUGAUGGCCACGGCGCGCAGAUGAGGCCAGAAUAUCAGCCUACCCGCGCAUCCACACGCUUUACCACAGCCCGCGCCUCAAAAUGAUGCGCCCGCGCGAUCCACGAAUCCGUCAGCGGAUCAAUCAGAUCUCGCAUAACCUAGAGUCCGCCAACGAGUCCGCUCAGGAGGGUCUAUACACAUUCUCCCAGAAUUACCUCUCCCCAUGUCUUAGCAGUAUUGGCAACUGUGUUCAGACCUGCACGGCACCUUGCCUGCCCAGUCGCGAGGACCAAAUGCGGCGUCGUCGACGCGGUCGUGCUGAGGCUAACUUUGACUUCUACGAUGAUUGGGAUAAUGAAGAGGAUGAGGAUGGUAUUCUUGGCUGGGGAACCGGCGAGCUCGAUCGGUUGCUAGCGGGAAGUGGGCUUGCACGUGGUGGUAAUGCAGAGCAGCCGCGACGACAAAGGAAGAUGAGCUACGGGACUCGUCAGACUAGAAGACGGAGCACAGUCCAUAUCCCGGAUAACCGCUCUGAUCCUACGGUCAUACCGAGUUCCUCGCUUAUUGGGUUUCUCGAGCGCUUUCCGUGGCGGUUUGGUGCCAAGGGCGUCAAGUAUCGACCCUCUGCUGCUGAUCUGCAAGAGCACCCGGGUAGUCACCGUCGUCAUACGCAAGAAGACGAGCCAUUGAUGGAGGUCGCGGAAGACGAUGGAGAUUAUGUUUCUUAUCAAAUCAAUAGGAGGGAUCGAAGCGGUACACAGUCAUCACGGGGAACGUCAAACUCCCUCAGCUCCCGGGGUGAUCUCUUCCCGAGUGACGAGGAAGAAGAUGCGGUUCCACUUGACGACGAAUUCGCACUGGUGUUUGGACGGCGAAACACCGGGCUUGAGUCGGAUGAUCAGUCUGGUAAAAAGACCGAGAUGGUUAGAUCGGCCUCUGGCACAUCGAGCCCAGGCGAUGCUUCGUCCAAGAAGUCCAAGCGGAAGAAAAAGAAGCGCUCCUCGACCAAGACCGCCGCGAGCAUGGAUCAGGAUGUCGUUCAGAGCAUUGAAACGCCGUCAAUUGCCGAUCUCAAAAUGGAAGAAGAGCAGGUGGCCCGGGAAGAAGAAUCUAUGGUCCACAAAAAGCGACUCGCAGCGCAAGACUUGGCUUUGAAACGCGGCCUGGAGCCGAGCAGUGCUGACAUGUCUCCCAAAACUUCCAUCCUUGGAAACCAAACAAGCGGGGCCUCUCCAAACAAUAGCCCCAAAUUGGUAGCACGAAACCAACUCCCAGAAGGCCACACCAGGCAAUCCAGUGGCUCUUCCAUUCGCCGAUACUCCGGUGACCAAACCGAGCCAUUCCCACCAUUCCCGCUGCCGGCAUCUUCCAUACUUACUCCGUCCCCCGGUGCCGCUUUGGCUUCCUCUCGACCGACCUCACUGAAUGCCGAUAGCGGCACGGAAAAUGACCCUGGAGACAAUGGCGAAGCACCCCAUUAAUCCCAGCUGUGGUCGAGUUGCGAAGAGCACCUGGCGUGUCUGUGACCCACAGCUGGCGUGUACGAUAUAAUGACUUCUUUUCUGAUGUACCUUAUACCCCCUUAAUGAUGACCCGAAAACCUUCUAUUGAAUGCCAUUAUUAUCUCAAAUGCGUAGUUCAGAUAUAGCA